CCCGGAAGUAAAACAGGUUUUGAUGAUGUCACGAAAGUUGCGCCAGUUGUCUGUGCCUUUUUAAACUAAAAUAACAAUUUUACUGACCGAUUUAUAUUACCUACUACAUACUCCGAGCAUACUGUUAGCUAUUUGUCCAUCAAGACUAGCUUCUCGAAUGUUUAGAAUCCAGAGUCUUUGGUCGCUGAGUUUGUCUGUCAAUGGAAAGUGAAAUACACACCGAGUGGAGCUGGGCUUUAGACGAAGAUUUACUUCAGAAUCCAGUUCCAGCAGUGACUCGGCUGGACUCUUCCCCAUGGAGCUCAUCCGCCGGGCCCUGGUCCACAGAGAGCGGCUUCCCGACAGCGCUGACACCGUAUGAAGAAUCCAACACGUUUACAGGCAGCAAUGAAACGCAGAGCCAAACUGUACAGACGGAGGAUUGGACGGAGGAAAGAGCUACGAACACAAAUGAGGACUGGGAGUCUGAGAUACGUACUUUAGUAGACUGCACUACUGAGUUGAGCGAGCAGUAUGAGGCUUUUGUGAAGCAGCAAGCGGCAGAGCAGGAGCAGCACAACCUUCAUGUCCACAAUCUGCAAAAGACUAGAGAUGACAGGAAUCAUCAGUACCAGGAUUUUAUUGAUAAAAUUGAGUCUUUGCAAGUUAAAUUGAAGCUAAAUAGCAGCAAAACCACACGGAAAAACUUCAUGGUAAAACGACAAGAGCUGACUGCAGAGAAGGACCGAAUGGAAGAGGAGAAAACUAGACUGGCUCAGGAGCUGGAGGGCACAGAAAAGAAACUUAAGAUGCUGAUUGAAGAACAGAGUCAAGAGAAGCUGUCCUGGGAGCAGGAAAUAGCAGACUUGAGGGUGGAGAUGGAGACGCUGUGCAGACAGGCAGAACAGGCCAGUCAGACGGUUCUUCAGGAUGAGAUAGCUGCACUUGAGAUGCAGGAAAAGCUAGCUCUUUCCCAAGUGGAAGACUGGAUUAUCGAUGCUGAAAAAUAUCUGAAUUUUCUCAGAUUAAGUCCUUCCCAGCAGCACCUGCACCAGCGGCAGAAGUGGGAGCAUAAUGUGGCAUUAGUUCGCAAUAGUGUGGUAGGGCUAAAGAAUAAGUAUAAUGAAAAUCAUCAACUCCUGCAGAGAGGGGAACAGUUGGACAGUUUACCUUUAGUCCAGCUGCCAUCACUUCCACCAGUGCCUACGUUGGAGAUGAUAAUGAAUCCUCUUCAGAAUACUUCGUCCCAUCCUGUUUUCAACAAUGGUCUACCAACUACAACAACUUCUCCUCCCAUAAUUCAUACCCAGCUCCACCAUUCGGUUACACCACCCCAGAGAGCCACACCACCACUUUCUGCCCCAUCUCCUCAAAACACACCAUACCUAGCCAACACUAUAGGUACACAAUCUUCACACGUCCCAAAGAUGUAUGGCCCUAUGACAACUCAUUUACCUUCCUCUCAAAUACCCAUGCAAACCAUCGGCCCACCUCCACCAUCAUCUCACGCUCCUGUCACACCAGCGCCACAUGCCUUACAUCAAACACAUGGAGGCGCCUCCUACGCACCCUCAGUUACACCAGCAAGCAACUUUGCUGCAUUAAAAAAUAGUCAUGGAGCCAAUUUUCAACCCCAAGCUGCAGUGCGUCUUCCCCAAACGUUCAUGCAAACCACAUCUAUACGAAACCCCUCCCCCCAGCCCCUUCCUUCCAAUCCGGCACCGGCAGGCAAACUGGACAAGCUGCUGGAGAGACUGGGCUCACAUUUCCCACAGUGCACAAGGGAUCAGUUAACUCGUGUACUACAGCAAAUCAAGAGUGAGCGUGGUACUAUGGCUGGCAUGUCGAUGGAUGAUGUCACUCAGCAAGUGGCACAGAGACUUGUACAGAACCAAAGACCGCCACCAGGCCCUAUAGCACCUCCAUCUGGAGCCAGAGCUUUUCCUGGUUCUGUUGGUCCAAUCCACCGUCCUGUAGCGCAUCCACCACAUCCCAUCCGGCCUCAUUUCCGACCCCCAGUUUCUCAGGUGUUUCACACAAGACCCCCACAGUCUGCUCCCCGUAAAUUUUGUUUAAUGUGUCAAAAUCCUGUGGACACUGCAACCCAGUACAACACAAACUGCUCCCAUAUAAUGCACAAAGACUGUGUUAGUGUUUGGCUGAAGACCAGUAAAAAUAAUUCCUGUCCCUUCUGCCCAUCCAAAUGAGGACCGACUUAAAGAAGAAGAAAAGAAAGUCACACUCAGCUGAGCCAAUACCUACAAAAAAGGGAAGUGUAAUGAUCAUAUUAAUAGUUAUCAAGGCAUUAAGUUUUGGUCAUUUCAUGAUAACGAUGUAGUUAAUUAUUUUUAUAAGGACAGCAUGUUGAUAUACUAAUUGAUGUUAUUUAGCAGAUCAGGGGAGAUCCUCUUAAUAUGAAUUAUACUUAUUUCAGUAUUCAGUGUUAUUCCAAAGAUUUUCAAACAUACCCUGAAGUAUAAUCCUCAUUAUGUAAGCUUUUCAUAAAGGUGUGUAACUUAAACCUCUGAAGAAGACGACGAUGUUUCUUUCACAACGUUUCCAAGUGAUACAAAACUGUACCUAGCUGGAAAAUGUUCUUUAAUUCUGUAUUUUAUUAAAUUAAGCAUCCACCUAGGCAUUUAUGUGUAGUUUUUAUACAUAAAACGACAAAUAAAUUGAUUAAUGACUUUGUUUUGAACUGAA
This is a messenger RNA of Danio aesculapii, 2682 nucleotides long. RefSeq names its product ring finger protein 214 (gene rnf214). The record is from RefSeq and is a predicted model, not a curated record. Gene Ontology annotation, molecular function: ubiquitin-protein transferase activity. The transcript has 16 exons. The coding region runs from base 201 to 2186 and encodes 661 amino acids. NCBI's taxonomy places the organism in Eukaryota, Metazoa, Chordata, Actinopteri, Cypriniformes, Danionidae.